Messenger RNA from Triticum turgidum subsp. durum (durum wheat), 2109 nucleotides. Lineage: Eukaryota; Viridiplantae; Streptophyta; Magnoliopsida; Poales; Poaceae. The record is from the annotation of a GenBank genome assembly.
AUGGAAAACGUGACUGCCUCGACGAACCGCUUGUCGUCCGUCACCGGUGUGCACCUGUUCAAGAUCUCCGGGCACUCCCUGAUCAAAGGCACCGACCUAUACAUCAUGUCCAAGACCUUCCGCGUCGGCGGCCACGACUGGGCUAUCCAAUACUACCCCUACGGCCAGAAGGAGAAGGACGACGGCAACAAGGAAGCAGCGGGCAACAAGACAGCCGGCGGAGAGCAUACGUCGGUUUUUCUCUACCUGAAGAACGCCACCCAGGGCGAUGCCAGAGCGAACUACUGGUUCUCCCUCCAAGACCCUGCGUCGCCGGCGACGGGGGAGAAGAACAGAAGAGGCGGCUGCACGACCGACUUCUCGUCGAAAGCAUCGGCAUGGGGUUACAGGAAGUUCGUAAGCAAGGCCGAUCUGGCUGCAUCUGGAUGCAUCAAAGACGACUGCCUAGUGAUCAAGUGCACCAUCGAGGUUAUUACCUCCGAGCGCUUCGACGACCACGGAGAAGACGACGUCGUGGCCGUGCCGCCCUCCGAACCGAUCAAGAAUAUCGGCGGACUUCUUGAGAACGGCCUCAAAGCGGACAUGACCGUCAAGAUCGGCUUGUUCAAGAGGUUCAAGGUGCACGGUUGCAUCCUCGCCGCGCAGUCGCCAGUCUUCCGUGCGCAGCUGUGUGGCUCCAUGCUCGAGAGUAGGAGAAGCAGCAUCCGCAUCAAGGACAUUGACGCUAGAGUUUUUGAGGUCCUGCUACAUUACAUGUACAAGGACUCCCUGCCUCCAUUCAUGGAGGAGACCAGCGAAGAGGCUACAAACAUGGCACAACAUUUGCUUGUCACAGCCGAUCGGUAUGCCAUUGAAAGAUUGAAGCUACUUUGCGCGAACAAGUUGAGCAAGAUGCUAGAUGUCAACACCGUGGGUUUUACUCUGGAUUUUGCUGAGAGAAACAACUGCCAGCAACUCAAGGAUUGCUGCGUCAAGUACAUGGUACGGAACCUCGCUAUGUCAAUCUAUUCAUCUACCCUCCUCGAUUUCUUUUCCCGGAACUUCUUAAGUACUAAGCCAUCGCCGGCGGCCACUGCACCCAAGCCCUCAUCAUACGAUGUCAUCCACGCCGGCGAGCACACGUUAAAGGUUGUGGGGCACUCCAUGCUCAAAGAAGGCGAUACCAUGCUCACCUCCGGGCCCUUCAGCGUGGGCGGUCACGACUGGGCUAUCGUCUACUUUCCAAACGGUGACUCGAGGAUCGUCGACGGGCAGUUCACGUCUGUUUUUCUCAAGUUGCUGAGUGACAGCGAGGACGAGGUCACGGCGACCUACACCUUCAGCCUCCAGGAUCCUGCAUCGCCCGUGACCGGAGAGAAGAACAAACGCGGACCCGCCACCGCGAAGUUCUCGUCCAACCAGCCAGGUUGGGGUACUCCUAAGUUUGUUAGUAAAGCCGAUCUGGCCGCGUCCGGGUGCCUCAAGGAUGAUUGCCUGGUGAUCAAGUGCACCGUCAAGAUUGUUACCACCAAACUCAUGAAAGACCAUGAAGUUGAUGGCGACGACAACAGCGUUGUCGUGCCACCCUCCGAUCUCCACAGCCUUCUUGAUAGAGAGCUCAAGCCGGACGUGACUGUUAAGAUUGGUUGGUUCAAGAGAUUCAAGGUGCAUGGGCGCGUGCUCGCUGCACAGUCUCCGAUCUUCCGUGCCCUGGUGGAGAGCAAACAAAACUGCAUCCGCGUUGACGAUAUGGAUGUCAACGUCUUCGAGGUACUGCUGCACUACGUGUACAAUGAGACUCUGCCCGACUUCAUGGAGGAGACCACGGAACAUGCUUUAAACAUGGCGCGCCAUUUGCUUGUCGCCGCUGAACGGUACGAGAUAGCGAGGCUAAAACUCAUAUGUGAGAGCAAGCUUAGCAAGGCUAUAGAUGUCAACACAGUGGGGUUAACUUUGGAUCUUGCAGAGAAAUAUAGUUGCCAGCAGCUCAAGGCUUGCUGUCUCAAGUACAUGCUAAGAGAUGGUGAUAGACUACGAACUAUUGUGAAAACAGAGGGGUUCGAACAGCUUAAGCAAAACCGUCCACAUGUGGUGUACGAUAUUCUUAGUAAAGUUAUUGACAAGUUGUAA